CGCGGGAAAGAGAGCGACUGAGAGUGAGAGGAAAUUAAGAAACGCUAAAAAAGAAACGGAUAGUAUUCUUUUGGUUCUUUGUUUGGGGAUUGUGAAACGGCAGCAUUUUUGCAAUGGCGGAGCGUACGGACGGAGUCAAGGCGGCGGAGUCUUCGAUGGACAGGAUAUCGGACAAGAUCCACGGCCACGAUUCGUCGUCGGCGGUGCCGUCGUCUGGGGCGGUGCACGACAAGGGCAUUGGCGGUGGCCAUUCAACGUCGUUGAAGUCCAAGGUUAACAGGCUCUUUGGGAGGGAGAAGCCCGUGCACCACGUCUUCGGUGGCGGAAAAGCGGCUGAUGUUUUCCUGUGGAGGGACAAGAAGGCGUCGGCAGGUGUUCUUAUCGCCUUAACGAUCAUAUGGGUUUUCUUUGAAUUGUUUGAAUACCACCUGCUGACUCUGGUCUCCCACUUGUUGAUUCUUGGGAUUGCUUCGUUGUUCUUAUGGUCCAACGCUUCAACCUUCAUUAACAAGUCUCCACCUCACAUUCCACAAGUUCAAAUUCCAGAAAAGCUGGUUCUACAGAUUGCGUCUGUAAUCACAUUGGAGAUCAAUCGGGCUUUUGUUAUCCUGCGCGAGAUUGCUUCUGGCAAGGAUCUGAAGCAGUUCCUCUCUGUGAUUGCUGGAUUGUGGGUUGUGUCUAUCUUGGGCAAGUGGUACAACUUCUUGACCUUGGUGUACAUAGCGGUGGUUUUGCUCUUCACGCUGCCUGUAUUCUACGAGAAAUACGACGACCAGGUGGAUGCAGUUGCGGAGAAGGCACUGAUUGAGAUCAAGAAGCAGUAUGCAGUAUUUGACGCGAAGGUUAUGAGUAAAAUUCCUAGGGGGCAAUUGAAGGACAAGAAGUUUUAGAUUGGAUGUCGUGCAGCCGGUUCUAUUAAGCUGACAGAUUUUGGUAGCUGUGCUUUGCCAGGGUGUUUUGCACAUCUUAUCCAUGAUUGCUUAGGAUCCUCUUCUCCCUUUUGUGUUGUUCGCGAGUCCAUUGGAUUCACAAUGGGGAUGAAUUUGUGAAUUUGUUUUACGUGCUUGUUUUCGCUACGUAUAUGAUAUUUUUGGUUUUAUUUUUCAUGGAGAUUUUAAUAUGUGUGAUCUGGUGAUCACGCUAGCAAACUUCAAAUCAAUGAUUAUUCUGUACAUUUGGGUUUCAGUUU
Malus domestica (apple) is the source of this 1189-nucleotide messenger RNA. RefSeq names its product reticulon-like protein B2. Lineage: Eukaryota; Viridiplantae; Streptophyta; Magnoliopsida; Rosales; Rosaceae. The record is from RefSeq and is a predicted model, not a curated record.